Messenger RNA from Colletes gigas, 758 nucleotides. RefSeq names its product RPA-interacting protein-like. The transcript is spliced from 3 exons. Gene Ontology annotation, biological process: protein import into nucleus. Bases 72 to 758 code for a protein of 228 amino acids. The record is from RefSeq and is a predicted model, not a curated record. Lineage: Eukaryota; Metazoa; Arthropoda; Insecta; Hymenoptera; Colletidae. Gene Ontology annotation, cellular component: nucleus.
AUACUACAGAUUCGUUUAAAGUCAUUCAAGUCGGAUACCUUGCGUUUUCAAUUUUCUGAACAAUUUUUGAAAUGAUAGAGUUUACACAAGAUAUGGAAAAUAUCACAUUAAGUCCAACAAUGACGACGAAAUUGAAAAAUCGAGACAUGGUGAAUAAAAUUAGACACGGGUCACCAAAGUUGCAAGAGAUUCUUAGAGAGAGGUGUCGGCAGAAAAUGCGAGAGAAACGGGGACAAUUGUUUAACAGAGGUAGAUUCGGUUUAGAAAUCAACUCGAGAAAUGUACAAGAUACGUUGAACGAUAUUGUACGAAAUGAAUUGAGUGAUAUCGCUGCUACAAAUUUAGAUCUAGACGUGAAUCCUUUUUCUCAUGAACCUCUUAAUCCGGAAGAAGCACUAGAACUUGAAAGUGAAAUUCUUGAUGAAGAAGAACAAUGGAUUUUGCAAGAGUAUGAAAGAAUGUCACAAGAAGAAUUAGAAUUCCUAGCAUUAACAGCAGAUAGUGAAUUUCAAGAAGUUAUUUGUCCAAUGUGUCAAAGAUCUAAUCUAACAGAAAACAUAAAUCAAAUAAUUUGUAAUUCUUGCAACUUUAUGUUAAACAAUAUCAGUUUGAAAAACUUGGGGAAUCUAAUAAAUAAGUGUGUAAAUUCUCAUUCUGUAAAGUGUAACGAGUCACCUGGUUUCUUACCACUUUCAGAGAAAAAUAUGUGUCUAUUUCUGGUUUGUGAUAAGUGUUCAACUUUUACACCAAUAAUAUAA